Musa acuminata AAA Group (dessert banana) is the source of this 2027-nucleotide messenger RNA. Its product is annotated as transcription repressor OFP7-like. The record is from RefSeq and is a predicted model, not a curated record. The transcript has a single exon. Bases 229 to 1176 code for a protein of 315 amino acids. Gene Ontology annotation, biological process: negative regulation of DNA-templated transcription. Lineage: Eukaryota; Viridiplantae; Streptophyta; Magnoliopsida; Zingiberales; Musaceae.
GAGGAAUGAAUCGGUCAAACAGAAUGAUUUGGGUCAGCGUUGAUUUCUCUCGCCGAUUCUGGGCCUAAAGAUGUGCUGUCAAAGGCCAACGACUUCCUUAGAUCAUGUGAUUAAUCAUGAUAUCGUCUUCCCGAAAGAAUAAGACAUCGCUCGGUGUUGCUUGCUUGCUUUUGAAGUCCACACCGUCGAGCCUACGUAAGUUUUCCCAUCGCCACCUCUUACGUCCGAAUGCGCUCCUCCACGAUGGCCAAACGCCUCCGUCUCCGCUUGUCCCGUGUGCUACCCUCCGGCUUCCGCUUCAAGGGCAACGGCGCCGCUUCCUCGCUCGUGAGCUCCGACAUCGACUUCCCUGCGCCCCCGCCUCCCCUCCCCCGGCGCCUCCACCCUCCACUCGUCUCUGCCUCCUGCUGCCUCCCCUCCCGCCGCCGCUCGCUGCCCGAAGCCGUCCCCCCGCUGACGAUGGAUUCGCCUGCUUACCUGUGGCGGAAGGAGGAGAAGUGGUGGCACGUCGUGGCCUGCGCCGCCGACGACGAAGGCCACUCUCCCUCCACUCCUCGCCAGAAGAUUGACUCCGAUGAUGGGAUCUUCCCCCCGCUGCCCACGCGGCGGCGGGGAGCGGAGCUCCGCUGGGGGAGCCAGCGGAAAGUGGCGUCGAGGAGGAGGACCUCGCUGCGGCGACUUCCGCGGGGCGGAAGCAACUCCUCGGCCGACACCGACAGCGGAUGGUUCAGCAGCGAGGAGGAAACAGGGACGCUGAUGUCGACGACGGACGUGGAGUCCUCGGACAACGUGAUACGGCGGCGACGGAGGAGAAAGAGCUUCGGGUGCGGCGGGGGGAGGAGGAGCUGGCCGUCGCCGGAGGGCUGGCCAGCGGUGGGGAGGCUGAUCCCCUGCACCGUGCCGGCGGUGAGGGAGAGCUUCGCGGUAGUAAAGCUGUCGGAGAAUCCGAAGGAGGACUUUCGGCGCUCGAUGGCGGAGAUGGUAGUGGAGAAGGAGAUCUUCGACGCGCGAGGGCUGGAGCAGCUGCUUCGCUGCUUUCUGUCCCUGAACUCCCGUCACCACCAUGCCGCCAUCGUCGCCGCUUUUAAUGACAUCUGGGACGCCCUCUUCCCGCCGCCGGCUGAUGCCGCCGGCGCCGCCCGCCGCUGCUCUUCCCCGCAGUCAACGUUAUGGUAAAGGAGGAAGUCUGAGGUAUCAGAAUAAUAUGCGUGUGUUGUUGGUGUGGUUGUGGGCUUGUCACAGUGCUGCCAGUGUGGGGAUGCAUGCGGAGGAAGACAACAGAAUUGGAUUCCGUAAAUGAGUUGCGAAUUGAGUACAUUUCUUGUUGCAGAGAGAAGAGCAUAGAAUGGAUACCACUAGGAAGCUACAAGAAUGAAAAUUAAACUGCUGUAAAUUGUAGAUAAACCUCGAACUUUGAGGUCAUCCCUGCAACCCGCAAGAACAUCGCAACUACAAACACUAAAAGCUAGAAAUCAUAUAGUUACUCGAAAAAUCCAGGACUGCAACCGAUGAGAUGUUUGAGUAGUCUCAGAAAAAGAGCCAAAAGUUGGAAAUCGUGGCUCUAUCUAAUACUUAAGCAGACACGCAAAGCCCAAACAGAGAUCAAUCCGAAAUCGAUACCCGAUCCAAGAUCGGGUAACCUUGAUAGAAGUGAUGCGUCAUCAAAGCGGAUGUAGAAAUCUAACGAAGUUAAGAAAGAGAUGAUCAUCUUAAACCACGAGUAAGAUGCAAUAUGCAUUCGAUUCCAUCUAAAAUAUUUACAGGAAGGAAGUAAUCAGCAGUAAAGGUGAGAGACCCCUGAAAGUUCAUAUCCUGCAUCGCGAGGAAGAAAGACAUUUCUUUCGUUCCUUCUCUUUCAAAGCAUCGUCCAAAGCUUAGUUCCAACAUCUUUGUUGGAUGAACUUUCACUCGGAGCACAUGGAGACUCGCUGCACGCUUUAGUGGGGCACCAAAAUUUUGGACGGAACUGCUGUUGGCAUCAUGGCCGCACCACAGAAGCAAGGAUAAGAAUGCAAGAGCUGAUGACA